Messenger RNA from Schistosoma rodhaini, 4244 nucleotides. Lineage: Eukaryota; Metazoa; Platyhelminthes; Trematoda; Strigeidida; Schistosomatidae. The record is from the annotation of a GenBank genome assembly.
GAAAGCGGCUUUUCAAAGUUUUACGCUUCCGUUAAAUCUGGGGCAACUGUUGUUAUAUGCUCAGAAUUAUAUUUCAAUUAAUAUUUUAGCCCAAUUAACAUGUAAAAUAUAAAGUAUACGUUAUUUUAUUGUGACUAUGAAAAGUAGAAUGAAGUACGCUAAAAACAUUCUUGGCCAGACGUCAAUGACCAACAAAGAAUUACAGUAAAGUCAUGAGUUCUAUUCGGGUCAUUCCUUUGGGUGCCGGGCAAGAUGUUGGUAGGAGUUGCAUUCUUGUCACUCUGGGUGGCAAAAAUAUUAUGUUCGAUUGUGGAAUGCAUAUGGGCUAUAACGAUGACAGAAAAUUUCCUGACUUCACUUACAUUACCGACAAAGGGGGUCUCAAUGAGUACCUGGAUUGUGUAAUUAUUAGUCAUUUCCAUCUCGACCACUGUGGAGCUCUUCCUUAUAUGACCGAAGUAAUAGGCUACGAUGGUCCAAUCUAUAUGACUCAUCCUACCAAGGCAAUUUGCCCGAUACUUUUGGAAGAUUAUCGUAAAAUCAAUGUUGAGAGGAGAGGAGAUCAAAACUUUUUCACUUCUGAUAUGAUAUAUCGGUGUAUGACGAAAGUUAGGUGUGUGUACAUACAUCAAACAGUCAAAGUAGAUGAUGAGCUCGAAAUACAGGCAUUUUAUGCUGGCCACGUUCUGGGAGCAGCAAUGUUUCUUGUACGCGUAGGAACAAAUUCUGUCUUGUAUACCGGCGAUUACAACAUGACACCCGAUAGACAUCUUGGUGCAGCUUGGGUUUCUCGUUGUCGUCCAGAUCUUCUCAUUACGGAAAGCACUUACGCAACGACAAUACGAGAUUCAAAACGUACAAGAGAACGGGAAUUUUUGGAAAAGAUACAUGCUCGCGUUGAGGCUGGCGGUAAAGUCUUGAUCCCUGUCUUUGCCUUAGGUCGAGCUCAAGAACUUUGUAUAUUGCUUGAAACAUAUUGGGAAAGAAUGAAUAUUUCCGUCCCAAUAUACUUCUCCAUGGGAAUGGCUGAAAAAGCUAAUGAGUAUUACAAGUUGUUUAUCUCGUGGACUAAUCAAAAAAUCAAGGAGACAUUUGUAAAACGAAAUAUGUUUGACUUCAAACAUAUAAAGCCUCUUGGGCAAGGGACAGUCGAUAAUCCAGGACCAAUGGUAGUCUUCGCCACACCAGGUAUGCUUCACGCUGGACAAUCUUUGCAUAUAUUUCGUAAAUGGGCUUCAGAUGAAAGAAAUAUGGUUGUAAUUCCAGGAUAUUGUGUUGCUGGGACUGUGGGUUACAAGAUUUUAAAUGGAGUCAGGCGUCUUGAAUUUGAUAAACAAGUUUUAGAAGUGAAAAUGGCAGUUGAAUACUUAUCGUUCUCAGCUCAUGCAGAUGCUCGUGGUAUUAUGCAGUUGAUAUCUCAUUGUCAACCUAAACAUGUAAUGCUGGUACAUGGAGAAGCAAUUAAGAUGGAUUUCUUAAAAUCAAAAAUUGAACAAGAGUUUGGAUUACCCUGUUCGAAACCUGCUAAUGGAGAGGUUCUACAUAUAAAAACGGAACAACAAUUCAUUGUAGAAGCUUCAAGAGAAUUUCUUAAUCAGUCGUAUUAUUCAGAUGAUCCAAAUGAGCCACUGAUUAAACGUUCUCGAUCUAUUCAGGGUGGAAUUCAAAUUGAGCCUGAUGAAACCCCCAAACUACUUGAUCGUGCUUCAGUUCUGGCUUCUUUAAGUUUGAAAGAGCAUGUAAUGCAAUUUACUUCGACGCAUGUAUUUUCUUCCUCUUCGAAUCUCGCCACGAUUUUAGAUAAAUUUAUGAAACUAUGUUCAAAGUAAGCAAUUUUUCUUUGUCGUGUUUUUGGAAUGUAGUAUCAUGCUUACUUCUGUAUAAGACUGCAGAUUCAUAGUAUUUGCAGUUUCGCAAUAUACUACUACACUAAGUAUAAAUAGCAGUGACCAGUUAAGAACAUCGUUUUCCUGUGUAUAUAUUAGACACUAUGUGAAUUAAAUUGCAUUAUGUUAACAAAAGUGAUUUGAUAUAGUUUUCGUCACUGGUUGUUACCAGCUAGGGAGUCAGUGAAAAGUGUUAAGUACCGGAAUCUUGUUUCUUUCUAGUUUGGGACUCAGUGGUGCUUCAUCACCACAUGACAUGGGACCGAAUUUCAAGACUUUCAAUUCUUACACCAAAGAAUAUAGUUACGAUUACGCCGUAGUUUUUCACUCUAUUCCUCAUUUCGGUUAUGUCCUUAAUUAUAGUACACCAUUUAAUAUUUAUGAUUUGUAUUUUUACUAUAUGGUUUCUCUCUUCUUUUACUUCAUAUUAUUAUCAUUUCAUCGUUUGUGGUACACUACAUAAUGCCCUACUGUACCAAACAAAUGAAACAAGAUAAUAUCAAUUACGUUGUAGUUAACAAAUAAUCAAAUUUGCAAUGAAAAUUAUCUAAGUAAUCCAAGCGUUUUCAAAAGCUCAUUCUACUUAAUGAUUAUUGCAUAUUCAUGUGUAUGGUUCUCUCCGCAAAUAUUGAAGUUAACUUAGUCUAGAGUGAAACAUUUAUUCACGAAUGACAUUGAAUGAGAACUGAACUGUAUCACAAUUCGAUUUGAUUUGAAAAUCCAAACCAAUGAAUUUCAAGUCAAUAGUGUAAGAUUUCCAUACUCUCCUUGAACUCUGAAGGUCCUGAAUCUGUUAAUUUACAUUGUUUAUAUAGUCUUCGACUAGAAAGAAAUAUUUAUUUCAUUGGUCACUGACUUGUCAACAACUUCCUAGCUCUUAUACGUUUAUGAUAAAAAUUAUCAAUGGUAAAAAUAAAGGCCACAAAGUACAAUCAGUUAGAUUGGACCUAUACUCCCUGUAUCGUCUACGAGAGUGAUUUUGUGAAAAGAAAUCUAAAGUGCUCUAAACAAAAAUAUGCAUUAUCCACGUGUUAUUAGAUUGUUUUAUAAUUUUGAUUUCUGUUAUGAAAGAUCAAUAUUGCAUUAUUUGAACGUCGCGCAAAUAAUUUAGACUUUUAUCUGCUUUCAGUUUAUGAAUUCAUUGACUGUUAGACUGAACCGUGUAGGUAGUUGUGGACUACAUGUUUGGGUUCUGGAUGGCUAUCACAACGAAUAAUUAGAGACUUUGAGUGACGUGGCUCAGAAUCGGUCACAAUGGUACAGAUUUAUCUUCCCUUAUAUCCUAAGUUUCCUAAUUAGCUUCAGAAUUUUUCAUCUAACGAAUCUAUAUUUUCCUCUGGAAUCAUACAUUUUAUGACUACUUUUUUCUACUACCACUAACACUGUUACUAAUUACACUACUCUAGCGUCUCACUGCGCUUUGUGGUGUGACAACUUGAAGUGAUGGACAUUUAUGUCGGUUCUACGUUUUGUAUGACUGACUCUUUCAACUUGGACAGAAAUCAAGAUUUUUUUAGAAAUAUAAAUUUAUCUAAUUAAUACAAUAAAUCUAAUCUCAUGUGUUUUGUACGAAAGGUAGUCGUUCUACUUCUGUGUUAUAUUAGCUUAUAUGCACAUUGACUGAAGAAGGAGCAAUAAUCGUAGCAGAAUAAUAUUAAUUGACUUAUUUCGUAAAUCCUGAUUUUUGUAAUAUAAAAUUCAUGAUUUAAACUAAAAUAAAACUUGAUUAGUUUGAGCAAGCUUCGGUUUAAUGAUCUCAGAGUUCAACUACUUGACAAACUACCAAAUGACCUAGUCUAAACCUAUUUUGUAUCAUAACUGAGUGAAUGAUAGUCAUCAUGAAAACGUGAUAAAUUGGACAAAUAACUUUUUGUUUAUAUAAACCCUGAUAACUGUUUCUUCUGUUUAUACUAAGUAUACUAAUGACCUACUCAUAAUUUAUCAUGGAAAAAUUACCCCUGAAGUUUUACAUGUUUUUCGUUGUUUUAUUGAUGGAAAAAUCACAAACAACAUCUUCAUUACCCAUCGAUUCACCAAAAAUAGUACGUAACCAAAUUCUAUUCAACGAUUCAGUGGUUGUGUCAAUUUGUGAUCCUAUGUUAGAUGAAUUCGAUGAUGAAACUCGUGAAAGAUCAACAGCUCUACGUCGUACAGCUAACCUACAAUCAAAGGAAUUCGUAUGUCAUGUAACCUAUAAUUUACAGAAUGAAGCUUUAGGAGAGCAACUUAUCAAAAUGUUUAAAGAACAAAUCGUUAGUGUUUAAGAAGAUCUUGGAAAAUGUUGUACAGUAUACUUCACUAUUAUUAAAUAACUUUUCGUGAAUUACAUCUUUAUCCAAUUAAAAAUAUAUAAACUUC